AUGACGACUUGUCCUCGUGCGGACUCGUUCUACUUGCCUUGUCAGUUCCCGAGUGCUCCUGCAGGAUCGGUUUCUUCUAUUCCUUACAUCGUCGCACUGGAAUCGCUCUUGCUUUUCUGUUUUCUUGGCUCUCUCUCGUCCGUAUCCUUUGGUCAUGUCAUACUCCAUCUGUUUGCAACGGUGGAGGCAGUCCAUCGCUCGGUGGAUGAACACAGCACUUGCCCUCGCUCUUCUACCACGCAUUGGAAUGCAACGACGUGA
Akanthomyces muscarius is the source of this 261-nucleotide messenger RNA. RefSeq lists its product as uncharacterized. Lineage: Eukaryota; Fungi; Ascomycota; Sordariomycetes; Hypocreales; Cordycipitaceae. The transcript has 3 exons. The record is from RefSeq and is a predicted model, not a curated record. Bases 1 to 261 code for a protein of 86 amino acids.